Messenger RNA from Drosophila ananassae, 603 nucleotides. RefSeq lists its product as uncharacterized. The transcript is spliced from 2 exons. The coding region runs from base 3 to 497 and encodes 164 amino acids. Lineage: Eukaryota; Metazoa; Arthropoda; Insecta; Diptera; Drosophilidae. The record is from RefSeq and is a predicted model, not a curated record.
UUAUGGCAUUUAUAGUUGGCCGUAUCGCCGUGUGCGCCGACAUUGCAGAGAUGUUCCAUCAAAUUACCAUACAAGAAAGCGAUAUGCAAGUUCAAAGGUUCUUAUGGUUCCAUAACGACAAAAAAACCCCAAGGACCUUCGUCAUGCGUUCGAUGACAUUCGGAAUUUGCUGCGCACCUUGUAUCGCCCAUUAUGUACGCGACAAAAACGCAGAGGCAUUCAAAGACACAAAUCCUCGAGCAUACGAGUCCAUAACCAAGGCACACUAUAUGGACGAUCUCAUCGACACCUACAAUAAUGAAUCCGAGGCGGUAUCAUUGGCAUCAGCAGUCAAGGAUAUUCAUGCGAAUGCAGGAUUCACAAUAAGAAACUGGAUCUCAAACUCCGCCGCGGUUAUGCAUCAUUUUGGAGAGCGCCAAUUAAACACCCACAAUCCAAAGGAACUUGGUGGACCUGAAAAGGUUCUCGGUUCGCAAGACUUCAAAGAGAUGUCCUGAACGGAGACGCUACACCAACCAAGCGAGAAAUCCUGCAGGUACUCAUGUCCGUCUUUGAUCCACUGGGCUUAAUCUCUUGCUACACAAUCGGCCUAAAGAUGCUACU